Messenger RNA from Postia placenta MAD-698-R-SB12, 1208 nucleotides. RefSeq lists its product as hypothetical. NCBI's taxonomy places the organism in Eukaryota, Fungi, Basidiomycota, Agaricomycetes, Polyporales, Adustoporiaceae. The transcript is spliced from 5 exons. Bases 149 to 1030 code for a protein of 293 amino acids. The record is from RefSeq and is a predicted model, not a curated record.
ACUACAACCAAGAAGGGAAACAAUAUCCGUUGUAGCAUUGCCCGAGAGUCGCUCGCAAGUCAUAUACUUGGGCCCCACGGGCAGCAAGGUAUCUGCCCCACAGUUCGCGAGUUCAGACAUACGUCGCUCACGUCCAGCCGCUUUCCUGAUGGAGGGACAACCGCCUAUCGUCAAUGUCCACACGCCUGUAUCCUCUUUCGCUAUCGUGCAGUCUCACGAUGACACGCUGGAGACCCUGUACGAGAAGCUCACUAGGAAGGCUCACGCCGAGUUCAAUAGCCAGCCGGUCAAGUCGGGUUGGGUAAAGUACUCAUGGAAUGGCAAUAUCUGGAACCUGGAUGACGAUUCUGAUUUCACCAUUUACGUUUGGCGGCAAAAGUCGACCACUCCGAGUAGUGAACAGUGGCCGAUCCUCCAUGUUCGCGACCCUGACGAACCACUCCCCGCUCCCCCUGCCUACCGCAAUGAAUCCUUCUAUAUGUUCACUCCAAAGCCGGCGUCUUCACCACCACUCCGUUCGAGCUCAAGCUCCGUCCAGAGUGGCAGGAAGGCACGAAAUCACUCCAAGGAUUUGAAGCGCCAGGACGAUGUUCCGAAGUAUAAACAGGAGUUCGAGAAGUUUCACAGCGAGAAUGGUGUCCGCACUAUUGUUGGCAGCAUAGGACCCGUGCAGAGUGUCCGCAUGCUACUGAAGAGUGGCUACCGCCACGUGUACAUCUCGCGUAAGUUCGCGAUACAGCAUGGCUUCAUACCGGCAGAUGCUGCCCCUGGCCAUUACGGCUAUGGUGGGCUGGUUAAUAUCGGAAAAUGGCCGGUCACGGUCGGCAAGACAAAGACCACGCACUCCGUCUACCUGUCGGAAGAGUCUCACUUUGACGUUGUCCUGGGUCGCUCCUUUAUGGAACUUCGCCAGGUGAAGCUUGACCCUGUGGACCAAACCGAUGUUGUGUGUCAGGACACCGGCGAGAAGAUUGAUUGCGAGCUGGUCAUUCUGAAGGACGGCAAGGGGCAGCUCGUUACCGUCACAUAGUGCCCACUUCUUACGCUACCCACCAAGGACAGAUCGUUCUGAUUUCAACUUACACAGUUAUGGGGUGUUCUAACGGACUAUACCCCGAGGUUGCGUAUCUAUUGGACUGUUGUAAUCCUAGUCGCUGUUGUGCACGCUUACUUUCGUUGUAUGAUAUCAGAAUGAUGUAUUGAGUGCU